This is a messenger RNA of Plectropomus leopardus (leopard coralgrouper), 3621 nucleotides long. Its product is annotated as kinesin-like protein KIF23. Gene Ontology annotation, molecular function: microtubule motor activity; ATP hydrolysis activity; microtubule binding. Gene Ontology annotation, biological process: mitotic spindle midzone assembly; microtubule-based movement. Lineage: Eukaryota; Metazoa; Chordata; Actinopteri; Perciformes; Serranidae. Gene Ontology annotation, cellular component: kinesin complex; microtubule; nucleus. The record is from RefSeq and is a predicted model, not a curated record.
UUUUGAAAUCGUGAAGAGGCGCUCUGUGUUCAGGGGAGUUAAACAACACAAACAAUGCACAGACAAAAUAAAGGGAAGACUCCUCGGAGGCCUGGCCCCAAAAAGGCAUCCAACAUAGAUAAAGACCCCGUGGGAGUAUACUGCCGUAUACGUCCACUUGGAGCAGAAGAUGAGGAAUGUUGCAUUGAGAUGAUCAGCAGCACCACGAUUCAGCUUCAUGCUCCUGAUGGCCUUAAAGCCAACCGCAAUGGGGAAUACAAAGAGACACAGUACUCCUUCAAAAAAGUGUUUGGUAUAAAUACCACUCAAAUGGAGCUGUUUGAGGAUGUUGCCAAGCCUCUGAUAGAGGACCUGAUUCAUUGUAAGAAUGGUCUGCUGUUUACGUACGGUGUUACUGGAAGUGGUAAGACCUUCACCAUGACCGGCUCGCCUGGGGAAGGUGGACUCCUGCCCCGCUCUCUGGACAUGCUCUUCAACAGCAUUGGCCCCUUUCAGGCCAAGAGAUUUGUGUUUAAAACAGAUGAUAAAAAUGGCAUGGAGAUCCAGGGUCAAGUUGAUGCUCUCCUGGAGAGACAGAAGCGAGACAGUCAGCAGUCUGUGCCCAAAACGCCGUCUGCCAGGCAGAGGGUUGCUGACCCAGAGUUUGCAGAUAUGAUCAGCUCAGAAGAGGCGUGUAAAUCUGAGAAUGUGGAUGAAGACUGUUGUUACAGUGUUUUUGUGUCCUACAUCGAAAUCUACAACAACUACAUCUAUGAUCUCCUCGAAGAUGCUCCGUUUGACCCAAUCAGACCAAAACCGCCUCAAUCUAAGAUUCUCCGUGAAGAUCAGAAUCACAACAUGUACGUGGCCGGCUGCACAGAAGUUGAAGUCAAAUCUACAGAGGAGGCUUUUGAAGUCUUUUGGAAGGGACAAAAGAAAAGGAGGAUAGCCAACACUGAACUUAACCGUGAAUCCAGUCGCUCCCACAGCGUGUUCACAGUAAAGUUGGCCCAGGCUCCUCUGGAUGCUGAUGGGGACCAUAUUCUGCAGGACAAAAACCAGGUGAAUGUGAGUCAGCUGUGUCUGGUUGACCUGGCGGGCAGUGAGCGCACCAGCAGAACCAGAGCGGAGGGAAACCGUCUCCGUGAAGCAGGUAAUAUUAACCAGUCCUUGAUGACACUGCGCACUUGUAUGGAAGUCCUGCGUGAAAACCAGAUGUGUGGAACCAAUAAGAUGGUGCCUUACAGGGACUCUAAAGUUACACAUCUGUUUAAAAACUACUUUGAUGGAGAAGGAAAAGUGAGGAUGAUUGUGUGCGUCAACCCAAAGGCUGAUGAUUAUGACGAGACGACGCUGGUGAUGCGCUUUGCAGAGAUGACCCAGGAGGUCGAGGUGGCACGGCCAGUUGACCGACCAAUCUGUGGCCUCGCAGCAGGACGCAGACACAGAAACCGCGCCUUCAAAGAUGAGCUGUCACGUCGCCUGGAAGAGCGAGGAGGUCCCAGUAAUGCCGCGGAUGAUCCAGCUCUGCUGAGUCAGCUCAUGGAAAGCCUUCCUGCGAUGCCUCGCUGUGAGCUGGUGGACCCGGCUGAUGAUCAGACGCUGCCCCGCCUCAUUGAGGUGCUGGAGAGGAGGCAUCGUGUCCGUCAGAUGAUGACAGAGCAGUUCAACAAAACUGCCAAUUCACUGAAGUCCAUGCUGCAGCAGUUUGACAGUCAGCUCAAUGCAAAGGAGACGUUCCUCCACGAUCAACGAAGCAGACUGAGCGAGAAAGACAAAGUCAUCCUCGGCCAGAGAGCGGAGUUAGAACGACUAGAGAAAAAAUCCAAAACGCUGGAAUACAAGAUCGAUAUCCUGCAGAAGACAACAGACAUGUAUGAGCACGACAAACGCUCACUUCAGCAUGAGCUGGAGACCCGGGAGCAGCGUCUGCACAGAGAGCUGUCAGAGAGGAGGCGCAUGGAGCAGCGCAUGCAGGGCAUGAUGACAGACACCAAACUCAAGUGGGAAAAGGAGUGUGAGAGGAGAGUGAACGCCAAACAGCUGGAGAUGCAGAACAAGUUGUGGGUGAAGGAUGAGAAGUUGAAGCAGCUCAAGGCCAUAGUGACAGAGAGCAGCAGCAGCGGUGGCGGCAGCAUUGCAUUUACAACUGAGCGUCCAGAGAAACCUGAGAGACCGUCACGGGAGAGAGAUCGCAACUUUGGCCAGAAGAGGUCUGCCUCGCCAUCACCACUUCCUGACUUCAGCCAAACUCCUUCCCACCAAACUCGAGCCAAUGUUAGGGCAGUUAAGGACGCUUAUCCCUCUUCCACCACCUCCUCCAGCUCCUCCUCCACCUCAGCCUUUCCCUCUGUAGCCUCCUGUAUCUCUGACUGGGAGCACAGAUUUCCUGUAGACACAAGCAGCCAAGCUAGGACCCCUCACAGCAGGAGCCGGACUCCUGCGUCAUGCCUCAGCACCAGCAGUGUGGGCCGCAGGAGAGGCCAGCGCUGGGUCGCAGACUCUGAGGUCCCUGCUACGACUCUUGUCAAUGGGCUAGACCUAGAGGCAGGCACAAGGACGGCCCCUCCGGUUCAUCCAACGCACAGGCGCUCACACUCUGCGGGUGGGGAGAAAUGGGUAGACCACAAACCUGCUUCUAAUUUGGACCUAGACACUGUCAUGCAGCCAAUCAUACCCAAUGCAAUCAAGGUGUCGACCCCGAACGAGAAAGCUCUGUCGAAAUGUCAAAAGUAUGUGCUUAGACAUCAAGAGCUUGCCUCCGACGGGGAGAUCGAGACCAAAUUGAUCAAGGGCAACGUGUUUAAGACCAGAGGUGGAGGACAGGCGGUGCAGUUUACAGACAUCGAGACACUAAAACAAGAGUGCGCAGCAGCAUCAAGUCGUAAGAGGAGAUCAGGGUCUGGAGAAGGACCAGCUCAGAUGGAGGACAUAGAAAACAGGGCUCCAGUGGCAGGCACGAGCUCUGGCUUUGGGUAUCAAAAGCGCAGAAAGCCUUAAGUUGUUGUACAAAAAUGAAGGAACUUUUUUCUUCUUGAAGACAUGCACAGUGAGGGGACCACCAUGUGAAACUAUGCAUCUUUUGGAGAGUCGGGGCAUUUUUUUGUAUAAUGACUGAUCAUAUUGCAAAUUAGGGUGCAAUUCUAAUUUAUCCUCAGUAGAAUGCAGUGGAGAGUAUUUCAAUUGCAACUCGCUUUAUUAGUGUGCUUUUUCCUUUUUAAAUGCUAGAAUAAGACAUGGACGUAUUAAAUAGUCCCUGAUAAAUUUCAUGUUUUGUUACUUGUCAUUUUCACUGCCUUUUUACUGCUACCCAAAGAUAAGAAUAUUUGAGCUUUUGAACAACAGACAAUGUUUAUUUUUUUGUACUUAAUAGUGUCAUUGCUUGCUUUGUUUUUUUACAGGGGUUAUUCAUGAAUUGGAUGUUACACUGACUGUAAGGCAGAUUACAAAAAUAGAGCGCAGAACAAAGUUGCUUCAGAGUUACAAUGUGUAGACCUGUAAAUAUAGAGCUGCUAAGUAGGUUUUGCUGAAAUCAAUCUGGCUGUAAAUAAGUGUUACGGAGCUUUCCACUUGUGUGUUAUUGAAACAACUCUUAUGAAAUGUGCAGCAAACUUCUCUUUUGGCUGGCAUUAAAUUUAUUUC